Molecule: messenger RNA, 885 nt
Organism: Helianthus annuus (common sunflower)
Lineage: Eukaryota; Viridiplantae; Streptophyta; Magnoliopsida; Asterales; Asteraceae
Product: transcription factor EAT1
Exons: 2
Coding region: 295-687 (130 amino acids)
Biological process (GO): anther wall tapetum development; regulation of DNA-templated transcription
Molecular function (GO): protein dimerization activity
Source: RefSeq, a predicted model, not a curated record
UUUGUUAGAGACAUGCAUAUAGUGAGUCCCACUAGAAACAACCAACAACUAGUAACAAACUUCUCUUCUUACUCCUAACCUACUUUAAAUCCAUUAUCCCUUUCUUAACUCCUCCCGUCUUUAUGAAACAUCAAAAUGGAACACCACAACCAAAUCAUCCAUGACCACAACAAGCACAAUCAAAUUCAAAUCAAAAACGACAACACUUGUUAGUCAAACAAGUCUCUAAUCCCACCCCCACCGGAUCUCCUCAAUUGCUCAAACUCGUCUAUCUUCUUUUCAAACCCGACCAUCAUGGACCAGACACCGUAUGACCUAUUUGCGUCCGAAAAACAUACAAGACAACAAUUGAAUGAAAAAUUUCAUGCUUUGAGGAAUUUGAUCCCUAAUCCCACUAAGGGUACUGAUCUAGUAUCAGUGCUAGAAGAUGCGAUUGAAUACACAUACGAGCUCAAACGAACAGUGAAAGAACUCGCAAUUAUAUUGCAAAGGAAAGAAAGUGAAAUAGCAAGGAUGAAAAAACUUAAAAUAGAAGACGGUUUGACAUUAGAUGUCAAGAGCAUCAGCACCAUGCCGAAUGGUGGUGAUGAUCAUGAUCGGCAAUGGUAUAAUGGAACACUAAAGUAUAUGUGUUGCUUCCUAAUCAUCCUCAUGCUUUUUAGGAUUUUUAUCAUAAAUAUAUGUUGAUCAUAAUUCAAAAAAUAAAGUGCAUUUGGAAAAGAGUCGUUUGAGAGAAUUGUUGGGGUGAUAUCAACUGAGUCAUUAGUUGUUGCUUUGAAUAAAGUCUAGGGUCUUUGGUUAAUUAGUGAGUUUGUUAUUUCAUUUUCUUGUUUCCAGUAUUGUAUGUUCAUGUCUAUUUUCAUCAAUAAACAUCAACAUUUUGCA